AUACUACUGUCGUCAGUAGCAACCCUCAUUGUAAACGAAGAUGGCGGCGGAUGAGACAGACAAGUACUAUUUGGAGAAGGAGCAGUUGUUGGUGGACUCUGAUGAUGAGUUCCAGUAUGAGGAAGUGCCAAUCGAUGAGGACUUUAUCCCCUCAGAGGUUGAAGAGGAUCUGGAUCGUGCUGUGAGAACCAUCAAAGAGGCAUCAGAAGAUAAUGAAGCUUUGAACCGCAGAGAGAGUAGCGUGAAGGCAUCUGUGAUACAGAAACCUGAGGUUGUGGAUGAUUUUGUCAGAAAUUUCCUGGUUAGGAUGGGAAUGAACAGGUCACUGGAUUGCUUUCAGACAGAAUGGUACGAACUCCAACAGCGAGGGAUGUUGCAUGAGGAAGAUGUGGGUGUUGUUCCUGACAUUUACUCUCGUAAUCAAGACCUGGAUAAUGAGGUCAAAUUUCUCAAAAAAGAGGUUGAAAAAUUCAAGAAUGCUGCCAUGAAAGCCAAAGAGACAUAUGUGAAACUGAGGAAGGAAAGAGACUACCAUCGCAUGCACCACAAGAGAGUUGUUCAGGAGAAAAACAAACUUAUUGAUGAUAUUAAGAGACUGAAGCGUCACUACGUCCAGUAUGAGCCCACACUGCAGCAGCUCAAGUCCAAGUAUGAGGUGGCGAUGAAGGAGAAGAUGCUGGCCAAGCUGGAGCGAGACCGUGCGGUUGGUCAGGUGACAGGGCUCCAGAGUACCCUCAAGAGCAUGGAGUCCUUCAAGGGAGCAUCCAACACUAAUCUCCAAGACUCUUCUUCCCUUCGCCGAAAUGCUCCAGAGGACAAGUUUGGACAUGGGCUGACCCAUCAGCGACUCGCAAUGGAAAGGUCAAUCUACAAUGGCAAGGAUGUCCGUGACCUGGGAGUAGACUACAAGAGACAUCCAGAUGAUACUGAGUUCCCUGUGGACACUGGGGUCAACCCAUACCUGUCCCAGGUAAACGCCCCUCCUGGUCACCUGACCCGAACAGGAGGAUUCCGACUGUCAAACACGUUCCAAGCUCACUCCCACCCUGUCAGUGGUUUGUCCCUGCAUCCACGUAAACAGAUUCUGGCAACAAGUAGUGAUGACCAUACAUGGAAAAUGUGGUCGGUACCAAGUGGCGAUAUCAUUAUGACAGGUGAAGGUCACACAGACUGGGUCUCUAGCUGCGAUUUCCAUCCAUCUGGUGCCAAACUGGCAACAACAAGUGGUGAUAGUACUGUGAAGAUCUGGGACUUCAGUAAGGCUGAGUGUGUGCAUACAUUCACUGACCACACCAUGGCAGUAUGGAGCUGUUCAUGGCAUUCUUGUGGAGACUUUCUGGCCACCUGCUCCAUGGACAACACCUCCAAAAUCUGGGACCUCAACAGUUUACGAUGUCGCUUCACAUUACGAGGCCACGCCGACUCUGUCAAUAGCAUAGAGUUCCUCCCCUUCUCCAACACGGUCCUCACAGCCUCUGCAGAUAAAACACUGUCUCUCUGGGAUGCCAGGACGGGUCUCUGUGCACAGACGUUCUAUGGACACAUGCAUUCAGUCAACAGUGCAACAUUCAACAUGAGAGGAGACACAGUGGCAUCUUGUGACUCGUAUGGUGUAGUCAAACUGUGGGAUAUCAGGAAUGUGGCGCCAAUGACCAGCCUUGACAUCGGUCCUCACCCUGCAAACAACGUUGCCUUUGAUCCAUCAGGUGUUGUCGUGGCAGUAGCAAGUAAUGACAGUGCUGUCAAAAUGUAUGAGGUGGGCUCUGGCCAGACAACAGCUCUCAUUGGUCAUGAAGAUGCUGUCCAGUGUGUCCUGUUUGACCGCAGUGGGGACUUCAUGGUGUCCGGCGGCAGUGAUAACACUGUCAGGAUCUGGUCAUAGGGACAUCGCAACUCAUGGCCAUACUUGUACUUCCGCAUAGGCCAUGGGGAAUCUUCGUUAAAAUGCUGUAAAUUGAACUUAAAUAUGGUUAAACAAUUGUAGUUACUUACAACCAUGGCCAUAGUUAAAUGAUAUGUUCAUGUACUUUUCCAUAAGUAAACUUUAUUAUGUUUAUUUACUGUUAUCAAGGAAUGAACUCUUUUUGGCUGACAUUUUCUCAAACAGUACAAAGUUAUUUUAAGUUUCAAUUUAGAUUUGAUUUCUGUGUAUAUUCUAAGUUUCUGUUUGUAAGUAGUCAGUAUGAUUUGUUAUUCUAUGUUCAUAAAAGAAUAUACUGAAUUUUUAAUGGCAUGAGAUGCUAAUAAUGUGAAUAAAACUGUAACUGAA
Haliotis rubra (blacklip abalone) is the source of this 2269-nucleotide messenger RNA. RefSeq names its product sperm-associated antigen 16 protein-like. The transcript has 17 exons. Gene Ontology annotation, molecular function: protein binding. Gene Ontology annotation, biological process: axoneme assembly. NCBI's taxonomy places the organism in Eukaryota, Metazoa, Mollusca, Gastropoda, Lepetellida, Haliotidae. The coding region runs from base 41 to 1882 and encodes 613 amino acids. Gene Ontology annotation, cellular component: axonemal central apparatus. The record is from RefSeq and is a predicted model, not a curated record.